AUGCUAGAAUUACACAAAGCCCUGCUGCCCCGCCGGCCGCUGCCGCCCAGCGCCCCCACGCUUGCUGUCCACAGCUGCCGCGUGCUGUUCGCCCGUUCGCGGACACCGCAGCAGUCUAUCACUGCGUGUACCCUGCACGGACACAGUCAGCUGCUGCGCGUGAUCAUUGGGCGUCCCCCGCCACCGCCGCCGCCCGUGCGCCGCCGCGUGCUGCUGCCACCGCUCUGCGCCCGGAGCUGCCCCCUCCCCCACCCCCGCGAUCGUUCUGCGCUCCUGCUGCCCGCUAAGCGCGCAGAACCGGGGACUCAGACCCCUUUGCCGCCCGCCCGCCAACGCCACACGUGCUGCUCACAGCCCACUGCUCUACCAGAGCCUUUGCAAGCUCCACUGCUGUGCGGUGAAUCUGCCUUCCCAAAUCUGCCCAUUAAGCUUUCACAGGUUCCUUGGGAGCAUCCGAUUUUCCGCGGAGAGGUAGCGUUUAGCAGUACACCUCCGCCAUCUGCUGGCCAAGCACGAAUUCCUGAAGUAGACAGAUUUGUAAGUUGCUACGUGUUGCGCUAUUCCAGCAUUCUCACCAACACUGUGAUUACCAAGGUUGGACUGGCGACACUCAUUCGAAGUGUGUUACUCCUGAUCCCCUUUACUUUCCUGAUUAAGCAUCUUCCCUACUGUAGAGGAAACCUCAUCCACCAUACCUAUUUUGACCACAAGGAUGUGGCCAAACUAUCUUGUGGCAAUAUUAAGAUUAAUGCUAUCUAUGGUCUUAUAGCUGCUGUAUUUAUUGGGGGCUUUGAUAUGUUCUGUAUCUGCAUGUCUUAUGCCAUGAUUAUCCAUGCUGUAGUGAAGCUGUCUUCUGCAGAUGCUCGCCAUAAAGCUUUCAGUAACUGUACAUCACACAUAUGUGCUAUUGCUGUCAAUUAUAUCCCAGCCUUCUUCAACUUCUUCUCUCAUCGCUUUGGUGGAAGCACUAUUCCUCAUCAUGUCCACAUUUUUAUAGCCAACUUGUACCUGUUGCUGCCUCCCACCAUGAAUCCACUUGUGUAUGGACUAAAGACAAAGAAGAUCCAUGAAGGAGUGAUCAAACCCUUUGUUAAACAAAAAGACAUUUGA
This is a messenger RNA of Mesocricetus auratus (golden hamster), 1110 nucleotides long. Its product is annotated as olfactory receptor 52N2-like. Bases 1 to 1110 code for a protein of 369 amino acids. The transcript is spliced from 5 exons. Gene Ontology annotation, cellular component: membrane. Gene Ontology annotation, biological process: G protein-coupled receptor signaling pathway. NCBI's taxonomy places the organism in Eukaryota, Metazoa, Chordata, Mammalia, Rodentia, Cricetidae. Gene Ontology annotation, molecular function: olfactory receptor activity. The record is from RefSeq and is a predicted model, not a curated record.